Pipistrellus nathusii (Nathusius's pipistrelle) is the source of this 330-nucleotide messenger RNA. NCBI's taxonomy places the organism in Eukaryota, Metazoa, Chordata, Mammalia, Chiroptera, Vespertilionidae. The record is from the annotation of a GenBank genome assembly.
AUGCGGCGGCGGCUAAACCCAGGACGUGAGUCGGGGCAGCUGCUGAGACCUACGGGCAUGCAGAGCUCCCGUGGGACGUGGGUCCGUGGCCCAUGCAUGUGGCGUGUGGCGAUCGUUGUGCUCUGUCUCGCGCUAUGCCCCACCACAGACCACUUCAACAAGCACACACCGAGGGGAAGGAAGGAAGGAAGAAAGGAAAGGGGUGAAAGGAAGACGGUGCUUUCGCAGCAAGGCAUCCACUCACACACGGCGGCUUCCCAAUGCAGCCAACCCCGAAAGCAGCAGCAGCAGCAGCAGCAGCAGCAGCAGCAGCAGCGAACGACGGUCUAA